Messenger RNA from Prunus avium (sweet cherry), 2073 nucleotides. It is a transcript of the gene MLO3, whose product is annotated as Seven transmembrane MLO family protein. NCBI's taxonomy places the organism in Eukaryota, Viridiplantae, Streptophyta, Magnoliopsida, Rosales, Rosaceae. Gene Ontology annotation, cellular component: membrane. Gene Ontology annotation, biological process: defense response. The record is from RefSeq and is a predicted model, not a curated record.
UGUCAAACCAUGUUUAAUGGAUACGACCUUCACGGAUGCAGGUUUUGCUUAGAGCCGUUGGACUUUGGACUUGAACGCCCAAAAAAAGUCACAGGAGCACAGAAGAUUUGAACGUUUCAUCUUUCUUCUCUGAUUGGUCCCCCUCAUUGGCUUUACUUCCAAGUAUUUAACUUCAAGCGCCUUUCUCCGUGGGUUCUUCAGGUCAUCUCUUCUUUCAUUAAUUCCUUUCCCCCAUUGAUGCUGACUCUUUUUUCCCUCAAGAGCACAUAGCAAGUAUGGCUUCUGGAGGAUCAGCAGCAGCAUCCAGCCGCUCACUUCAAGACACACCCACUUGGGCUUUGGCAACAGUUUGCCUUGUCUUCAUUUUUAUCUCUAUCUUUAUAGAGCACUUGAUCGAUCUCCUUAGCCAAUGGCUCAAAAAACGUAAAAAGAAUGCCUUGUUCGAGGCCGUAGAGAAGCUCAAAUCAGUGCUUAUGCUGCUGGGUUUCAUGUCCCUAAUUCUGACAGUGUCACAAAGGUCCAUAUCCAAAAUAUGCAUACCCACAAAUGUUGCAUAUACCAUGCUUCCCUGCAGAAAAAGUGCACCCACUAAAACCACCAAAGCACUUGGUUUGGAGCCCAUUCAAUUCAUGGAAAGAAGACUAGCAGCAACUUCUUCUGAGGAUCACUGUGAAUCCCAGGGGAAAACCUCGUUUAUAUCACAAGGGGGGCUCAACCAGCUCAACAAUUUCAUAUUUGUGUUAGCAGUUAUGCAGAUUGUGUAUACUGUUCUCACCAUGGCUUUAGGAAGGGCCAAGAUGAGGCGUUGGGAAGCAUGGGAAAAAGAAACUCAGACGGUGGAAUACCAAGUUGCAAAUGAUCCUAAUCGUUUUAGGUUUACAAGGCAGACCACAUUUGGUCGUAGACAUAUGACUUCUUGUACAGGAUCAGGAAUGUGGAUUAGGUGCUUCUUCCGGCAAUUCUUCCAUUCAGUGGAAAAAGUUGAUUAUCUCACUUUACGCCACGGCUUCGUUUCAACUCAUCUGCCCACAAACAAUAAUGCUUUCAAUUUCCAAAAUUACAUUCAACGUUCGCUGGAGGACGAUUUCAGAGCUGUUGUUGGCAUCAGCCCAUUCAUGUGGUUUAUAGUCGUCAUCUUCAUCUUUCUGGACGUGCAUGGUUGGCAGGUGUAUCUCUGGGUUUCAUUCUUGCCACUAAUUAUAGUGCUGGUUCUUGGAACCAAACUUGAAGUAGUAGUUGCACAAAUGGCUCAUCAACUUCAUGAUCAGCAUAACGUGAUAAAAGGAACUCCUUUGGUGCAACCAAAGGACAGUCACUUCUGGUUCAGUCAACCACAGUUCGUCUUGACCCUUGUACAUCUCACUUUGUUUAUGAAUGCAUUUGAACUUGCUUUCUUCAUUUGGGUCACGCUACAAUUUGGGAUACACUCUUGCUACCACGAACACAUACAGAUUAUCAUUAUACGGGUGGUCUUAGCGGUCACUGUUCAAGUGAUGUGCAGUUACAUUACUCUUCCACUCUAUGCCCUAGUGACUCAGAUGGGAUCAAAUUUCAAGAGUGCAGCAGUGCUUGAAGAGGAAACAACAAAUGUUAUAAAGCAGUGGCACGCUGAAGUGAAGAAAAAGAGGAAAAAGAAACAAGACUCUUCACAAUCUGGCCAUGACGAAGAUUCUACUACUGUAGGAAGCAGUAGGGGAAUCAUGAACUCCCCGGACUCCUCUUCUCAUCGCCGGCAGCUAACUUUCGCGGAAAUCACCCAAAAUUUUCCUGGAAAAACUGAGAUUGUUGACGACAACCAAGAAAUUGUGGAAGAUCAUCAACAAAGAGUAGGGCAAAAUGAAAUUGAACUAGCUAGUAAUGUUUCAUCUAGUGAGGUACAUAUAGAAAUGCCGGAAGUGACCGCAAAACAAACUUGAACAAAAACUCUUUUUUUUGUUGACAAAAUACCUAUAUAAGCAAAACAAAAGCACAUCAAAGCAAGUAUGAUAAAUUGGAUUAUUCCAUUAGAGGAUUGUGAUUUCUCAAAUCAAUUUGACCAUACCUAUAUAAUUGCUAGUUUUUUUUUUUCCUUAA